AAGAUUAUUUUGCUCAGAGAGUGAAAGACCUGUGAUCUUGAAGCAUCAGCUUGGUCUCUCCUGAGAACCACAGAGUGACCAUGAUGCUGUUUCUUCUUCUCUUCAUGUCUUUGGUUUGCUCAGCACUAUCAGUGGAGAGCUAUGGGAAAGACUUCAUCACUGCAUUCCCAGAAAACAUUGCAUACUACUAUCCACAGGAGUCCUCAAACACGCUCCAAAUUUCUGCUUUCUACAACCACACCCUCGUCUCAAUCAGCGUCAACUACACAAACGUAUAUAAUGAUAAGCUACAGUCUGGGCAGACUAAAAUUGUGCAUUUCCCCAAGUACAUUGAGCAAUAUCAGUUCACAAAAUCCCCUCUUUUAGUCAAAGUCAACAGCACUGAAAAUAUCGUGGUGCACUGGCUCAGUAAACGCAGCAACAGCGUGCAGUCUUACAUCGUUCAACCUGUAAGGAAUCUCGGAACACUGUAUUCAAUCCCAUUUAUCAAUUACAAUCAGAUGAUGGCGUCCUUCUACAAUAUGUCAGAUCAGUUAGCUCCGGACAACUGGAGAUACAAUUCAUUCAGGCUGAUCGUUAUCAAUGCCGAGAACACUGUGAACUUUAUCAUAGUCCAAAGUAUCAGCGCGGAUGGUCAAAAAGCAUUUGGAAUUAUGCUCAGGCCUUACGAACUUUACCAGUUUCAAACUAACGGUUCGGACAUUAAACUGUACUCUAACUCCAGCAUAGCUGUGAUGUUGACCCACCCGUGUGUAGAAACUACUGAAUGUGAUUGCAAUAUGGUGGUGAGCCAGGUUCUCCCCCAAAAGCUGUGGGGUCACACGUUUGUUGUGCCAUUGGUGAAGAACCUGAAUACCUCCUGGCUGCAAGUGACUAACACAGCGGAAGUAUGGCUGAAUGGCAGAAAUAUAAAAACUCAACAGUCCAAUUCCUCAGAGCUAAUUCCGUUCCCAGAACUUAAUAAUGCAUCUCAGUUCAUCAGUGCAUCAAAUGUGGUGUCCAUCAGACUUAUGAGUCCAGGCCUCGUCUUAGAGCUCAUACCAGAAACCAUGUACGCCGCUUGUUACCUGGUUCAGAUGAACUCGACAGAGGGUGAGGCUGUUAUCAUAGCUCCAACAGCCAGUAUGGACAAUGUGUAUAUAGACGGCCAAUUACUGAACUCCACUGGCUGGAAACCCAUUCCCUAUUCAAACUACUCUUCCAUAUCUGUGUCGCUUAAUGGUGUGCAUGUCAUCUGGCAUCCAACCUCCAGGAUCGGAGUGUACAGGUUUGAGAAGAUGGAGAGUGGAAUUCCUUAUGGAAGCCCGGCUGUCAUUUUAAACAAAAACCCAGAUCGUAAUGGAUGUUUGGCAGAUUCUGCACAAUUUAAGACCACUACUAAUGUCAUGACAUGGCAGCAAUCCUAUCAAUACUGCCUAAAUAUAGCUUACCAGCUGAGCACACCAAGCAGUGAAAUGGCCCAAAAACAGAUGACCAACUUUCUGCGAAACACCGGAAGUCGCAGAUACUUCUGGAUCGGUCUGCGACGCAGUAACUCCAUGUCUGAGUGGUACUGGCAGAAAGGCAAUGACACCCAAUACAGUGUGAGCUACACGAAGUGGGCUAGAGGGCAUCCAGAUAAGCCCUGGAAAGCUUUGUGUGCUGCUGUGUCCCAAGACGACAACAAUGAGUUUACCUGGAAGAGUUUGGCCUGUUGCGCCAGACUUAGGCCAGUCUGCUACAAACACAGUGAAUACUUUAGUGAUAUGACCUUUAAUACACUAUACGAUCAUUUUAACAUCACUUAACCAAAGGUCUGUCCUUCUUGCCAAAAUUCUUGACCUGAAGUUAGUAACUGCAGUAAUAAAUCAUAUUACAGAAGUUUAGUCAUGGUUCUUGGUCAAAUUAAUCAAAGUGCUUAUUUAUAGAAAAGCUUCUCACUGUCUGUUACUUUAUAGAAAUUUGGUUGUUUUUAUGCGUGUAACAUAAAUCAAUAUUUGCAUGUAAAAAUAUAUGGAUCUUCUGAAAAGAGAAAAAAAAACGACAUAUUAUUAGUUAUAUAUCAUAUUUUAUGGCUUCAUAUACUAUUAUUGCACAAACCAAAACUGAAUAGCCUCUCAAAUAUGACAACUAUCAAAACUUUAAUGUCUGAUGUAAUGCAUGGUGAUCUAAAUGAAGGCGACUAAAGUGAAAUGACUGUAGGGGAAUACGAGCAUAUGUCACUAGAUA
This is a messenger RNA of Carassius gibelio (silver crucian carp), 2208 nucleotides long. RefSeq lists its product as uncharacterized. The transcript is spliced from 4 exons. Lineage: Eukaryota; Metazoa; Chordata; Actinopteri; Cypriniformes; Cyprinidae. Bases 81 to 1787 code for a protein of 568 amino acids. The record is from RefSeq and is a predicted model, not a curated record.